This is a messenger RNA of Condylura cristata (star-nosed mole), 4568 nucleotides long. RefSeq names its product RAP1A, member of RAS oncogene family (gene RAP1A). The record is from RefSeq and is a predicted model, not a curated record. Gene Ontology annotation, biological process: Rap protein signal transduction; negative regulation of synaptic vesicle exocytosis; cellular response to cAMP. Bases 30 to 584 code for a protein of 184 amino acids. The transcript is spliced from 7 exons. Gene Ontology annotation, molecular function: GDP binding; GTPase activity; GTP binding. NCBI's taxonomy places the organism in Eukaryota, Metazoa, Chordata, Mammalia, Eulipotyphla, Talpidae. Gene Ontology annotation, cellular component: plasma membrane.
AGAUCGUCAGUGUUUAAACAGACCACAUCAUGCGUGAGUACAAGCUAGUGGUCCUUGGUUCAGGAGGCGUGGGGAAGUCUGCUCUGACAGUUCAAUUUGUUCAGGGAAUUUUUGUUGAAAAGUAUGACCCAACGAUAGAAGAUUCCUACAGAAAGCAAGUUGAAGUAGAUUGCCAACAGUGUAUGCUCGAAAUCUUGGAUACCGCGGGAACAGAGCAAUUUACAGCAAUGAGGGAUUUAUAUAUGAAAAAUGGCCAAGGGUUUGCACUAGUAUAUUCUAUUACAGCUCAGUCCACAUUUAAUGACUUACAGGACCUGAGGGAACAGAUUUUACGGGUUAAGGACACAGAAGAUGUUCCAAUGAUUUUGGUUGGCAAUAAAUGUGAUCUGGAAGAUGAGCGAGUAGUUGGCAAAGAACAGGGUCAGAAUUUAGCAAGACAGUGGUGUAACUGUGCCUUUUUAGAAUCUUCUGCAAAGUUAAAGAUCAACGUCAAUGAGAUAUUUUAUGACCUGGUCAGACAGAUAAAUAGAAAAACACCAGUGGAAAAGAAGAAGCCUAAAAAGAAAUCAUGUCUGCUGCUCUAGACCCAAAGUAAGCAGCAGCUCUGAGCCAGAUUACAGGAAUGAAGAACUGUUGCCUAAUUGGAAAGUGCCAGCAUUCCAGACUUCAAAAACUAAAUCUGAAGAGGCUUCUCCUGUUUUAUAUAUUAUGUGAAGAAUUUAAAUCUUAUAUUGGUUUGCACAAGUUCCCUGGAGAAAAAAAAUUGCUCUGUGUAUAUCUCUCGGAAAAUAAGACAAUAGUAUUUCUCCUUUGCAAUAGCAGUUAUAACAGAUGUGAAAAUAAAUAUACUUGACUCUAAUAUGAUUAUACAAAAGAGCAUGGAUGCAUUUCAAAUGUUAGAUAUUGCUAUAUAAUCAGAUGAUUUCAUAUUGACCUUUUUAUCAUGAUUCCUCCCUGUCAAGCACUAAAAAGUUGAACCAUUAUACUUUAUAUCUGUAAUAAUAGACAUUAUGAAAUUUCCCCUCAAACUCAUUGCAGCAGAUAACUUUUUUGAGUCAUUGACUUCAUUUUAUAUUUAAAAAAUUAUGAAAUAUCAUUCUGUCAUGAUAUUCUAAUUAAAAUUGUUUGUGCAUAAUGCUUUGGAAAAAUGGGUCUUUUAUAGGAAAAAACUGGGAUAACUGAUUUCUAUGGCUUUCAAAGCUAAAAUAUAUAAUAUACUAAACCAACUCUAAUAUUGCUUCUUGUGUUUUACUGUCAGAUUAAAAUUACAGCUUUUAUGGAUGAUUAAAUUUUAGUACAUUUUCAUUUGGUUUGUGUGUUUUCUUAUUGUUUAUAGACCUUAUAGGCCUUUAUUUUAUAAUGAUCACAGCAUUUAGAUGCAGAAGUAACUCCUUUCUGACUGGUACUGCAGAACUCUUGGCUGUAAACCCUGUAAGUAGUGAUUUCUCAUAAGAACAGACUUUCCACUUUCUGUUCUAGAUAUAUUUAUUCCUACUACAGUAAAACCCAUCAGACUACAUAGAAUAGUUUUGUAUAUUCUCUUUAUCUAAAAGAUUGUAUCUUAUUGAAUAAAAUAGUCCACUGUGUAUUAUUUUUAUAUGUAAAAAGAUAAGUUUAAUACUGUAUCAGGGUUUAACUUUUACUAUUUCAAAUCUUCUACAGCUUGUAAUUUCAUCAAGGGGAUCCUUUGUCAUUGUUAAUUUGUUGGGUAUAAAUCCACCAAUGAAAUGUUAUGUAAUGUUUUUCAAAUUUGCUUUAUAAUAAGUUGAAUUUGAGAGGAAUGAGUGAAAGUGAAAAGACAUAUAAAGGAGGUGUCAGUUGCUCUUGCUUGACUCUAUAUGACAGAAUAGUAAUAGUAGGGAAAACUGCGACCUGAAAAUUUUAGCUGGCUGACUAGUGGUGCUUUCUCUGACUCUUUUUUUCCAUUUUUACAAAUGAUGGGGCUUACAUAGGACAUGGACCUAGGGUGAUAUUACUUACAUAUUUGCCAUACAGGUAGAGCAAAACAGCUUUUUGCUGGUUAUGUGCUAGAGAAUAAAAGAAAUAAGCUUAGGAAAACCUGUGCCUUGUCCCUGGAUUUUAAGGAGACCAGUCCUAGAAAGUCUAAAUCAUUGCUCAGGGAUCUAGAUAACUGUCUCAUUGCAACUAGGCGUGAAGUGUAGUGUUCAUGCCUCGCUGAGACUUUCCAGGAGUGCGGUCAGCCCAUCAGUUACUAAAUUAAAAAUUAGACUUUAAAUGUAAAUUGAUCAACCUGAGGAAAAAGCUAAAAUAUUGUUAAUAUUUGGAAAUUGUAUUCUUCUGUGUUUCUAAUAAACAUAGUUGUCUGAUACUUUCUGCUGAUCCAGCUAUACAUAUAUCUGGGAUUGAGGGGCCAAAAAUCUAAUAAAUGCAAUAAUUUUUUUAAAAAAUGAAGCAUUAGUGCCAGUCUGUGCAGGUCAGGGCAUCAUAUUUUAAAGGUCCUCUAAAGUCAUUCUGCUUUAAAAUGCACCUUUUAAACAUUUCUUUUAAAAUUAUAGACAUCUUACAAAUGAGUAAAGCUUUAUAAAUGUUAUCUGUUACAUAGAUUAUGUAGUUAUUUGCCAGACUAAGUAGAAAUCACUAAGAGUAGCUUCAAGGUACCUUCUGCUUGACUAGUUAGCAUAAAACCCUACGUCCCCUUACAUUAAAACAUGGUAGAAAAGAAUGCCAAGUACUAGAUUUCUUUGUCACCUCGUAUACAUCCACUUGGGAUAAAGGUGUUGAUAGAAUGUGAGGCAAAAUGUCUCCCUGUGGUAUGCAGGGGUAUGCGGAGCAGGCCCAGGUAAAAUCUGAGGUAAUAGUGGUAUCUUCAGGAAAUCUGUUGCUGAACAAGAUGGAAAAGGUAUCCUGUUAGGAAGUAAGAAAAGUGUGCAUUUAUAUUGGCUCUCUGUGAACUCCCUAAUCUUGGGUCCAGAGGGGAAGGUUCCUGAGAAUGAGAUAUAUUUUUAUAACGAGAAGUAAAACGUCCUCAAAAAUAAUGCAUGAAUCUCAUAAGUAUCUGGGUACUCACAUCAAAUUAGCAUUUGUGGCUAUUUAAAAAGCAAUGGCUCUGGAUAUAUGAGUAAUAUAUAAUUUAAAGAAGGCUUCAUAUCACAGUUGACAGUUUUCUUUUUUCCCUUAAAACACAAAUAACUUAAAUGGUUUAGUACUUGCGAACAAUCUAGUUGUAGAAAUUUAACUAACAAUAAAUAUUGACUGCAUCCUAAUUUUACUGUCCACUAGGGGGAGCUUCAGUAUCAGUUAGUUAUGGAGCACUAAAAUAUUCAAACCAUCUAUUUUAUAAACACUACAUACUUUCACAGAGAGGUAUAAAGGCCUUCCUUCAAGAAGUUGCAGUCUAAUUGGGUGGGGAAGUUACAUAAGAAAGUUAUCAAAGCUAUGAAUUUUACUGUAAUUUAUUGAAUGUGGCCGGAGUUAGUUGUUUGGAGACUGUUUGCAGAAAUAUGGAUGUUAAUAUUUUGCUCUCUCCCCCCUACACCUUGGAACUAAUCAUUUACUACCUUGAUCUGCUAUCAUAACUGGCCACCUUUUACUGUUGAAUAAGACAGUGUACUGUUUAGAGUGUACUUGGUGGGGGUGGGGGGUAAGUUAAACCUUGGGAAGAUACUGUUCUUUUUUUUAAUUACCAAUUUUAUUAAAAUAAGUUACUUAGUCUAUGGCUAUUCUCCACAUUCUGCAUUGUGUGGACUGCCUGAUUUAAAGUAAUUUGCCUGUAAGUACACAUACUUGUCCAUUUGUGUGUCUGAUUUUUGUUUUUCAGACUGAAGUACAUAAAAGAGAAAGAUCACCUUAAUAAUUUUCCUUUGUGAGCACUUACAGUAGAAACUUAGAAGACCUAAAAUACUCCUAAGUUUUAUGUAUAUAUACAAGUGUGUGUGUGUGUGUGUGUGUGCACUGGAACGAAAGUGUAAAGAAGUUGUCAAGAAUUGGAGGAAAAUAAUUUGUAAGAUAACCUUUUUUUUUAUUUGGGUUGUACUUACUUAAGGUGCUACUUAACGUGUGUUAAAACAGUCCCUCUUGACAGCUCCUGAUUUAAAAGGGAAAACUGUCUGGGUUCUUCACCAGCAUUUGGAAAGAACCCAUCUUGCAGUGAAAGAAAUGAAUAUGAACUUUGAAUAGUCUAACCACCCACCAUUUGGCAUUUCUGUUCCCCAAAAAUGUAAAAAAUGCAACUAAUUCUUGAAAAUACAGACAUUGCAUUGAUCAUGGGGUGUUGUUUUUUUUUCCCCCUUACUACAGUUUCUUUGGUUUGUUGAAUGUGCAGUCCAUCUUAAUGCCAUGUCUUGCUUCAAUAUUCUUGUUGAGAAUAGCUGGGGACUUUGAACUGGCUGCCUAGUUCUCUUCUGGAAAGGCAACAUGGAUCCUGUUUUGCAGGUGAUAACAAGCUUUGAAAGGGCAUUGGGGCUGCGAGUUAUUUGCUCUUACAAGCAGUGCCUGUCUCUGGAUCCACCGUGUGACAGACAUUUCCUGCUAAUUGCUUCUCUUAAGAAGCAUGAGCUUGACUGUUCCUCUUAAGGAAAAACUUAAUAAACCUUCCCGUUUGAAGCAGU